Messenger RNA from Gigantopelta aegis, 5825 nucleotides. RefSeq lists its product as uncharacterized. The record is from RefSeq and is a predicted model, not a curated record. Gene Ontology annotation, molecular function: 3'-5'-RNA exonuclease activity. Lineage: Eukaryota; Metazoa; Mollusca; Gastropoda; Neomphalida; Peltospiridae. The coding region runs from base 2359 to 3699 and encodes 446 amino acids. The transcript has 3 exons.
UCACACAAACAAUAACUAUACAUGUAUUUACUAUUGGAUUCAAGAAUUGUGUGUUGUUUUCUCACACACACACACACACACACAAUAACAGUAUACAUGUAUUUACUAUUGGAUUCAAGAAUUGUGUGUUGUUUUCUCACACACACACACACAAUAACUGUAUACAUGUAUUUACUAUUGGAUUCAAGAAUUGUGUGUUGUUUUCUCACACACAAACACAAUAACUGUAUACAUAGCAUGGCCAAUGUACCCACACUGUUCAUUCAUCGAGCCGCUAAAACAAUGGGUAGAAUUGGAUCACAGAGAACCACUCAAACUAAUUUAGUAAUUUUACAAGAACAAAAUAAUAACAUCAUAAACCUUUCAACACUUGAAUUAUCCUGUAUUAAAAUCCUUUCCAGUGAUGUAUAUAUUUAUUAUAAUCCAAUAAAUAAUAACGGAGAUUAAACGACUUUAAUCCAAUGCGCGUGCCUCGCACACUUGCUUAGUACCGCUUAUUGACAUUUGGCUUAACUUGGUGACGGGUACCUCGCACAGUCCAAUUUCAACAUGAAAAGCGCAGUAGUAAACCGCGUUGGAAUACUUUGAAACUUUACGACCAAUCAGAGGAGAGGAUUCCCAUUACUCCGGUGCUGGAAUGGAAGUUCUAGGGACAGAAGUCGAGUUACGAUUAUAAGAUUACAUUAUGGCAGAAUCUUCAGAUGAUAUGUCAAAACUCUAUCCUGUUCAGUAUUGCCAAGCUGCUGGAGUCCAGAAUGUGCAAGUCAUGAGUGGCUGUUUACCAACUAUUUCAAAACCGGUCUGAUCCUGGAGCUGGUCGAGUUUGCGAGAAAAAAACAAUUACAGAAGGGGACUGUCCUUGAGUGGGUCUUUGAACUAACUUUUAUGAAAAGUUGUGACAUCACACAUUCAUACAAGGAGAAGGUGCGCAAAAAGAUUGAUAGGAUAUGCAGCAGUAGGGAUAUGUUCCGUAGGAAGAAAAAAACAGACGACAUUAAGAAACUAAAAGAAACAGUCUUUGUGUUUCCAGACUUUCCGGAACAAACUAUAAGUGAAAGUGUCAGCCAGAAAUGUGUACAUUCUCAGAACGUGACUGUUCCUAGCAACCUUGAUACCUUCUACAAGUCUGAUUCAGACGCACCUUCUCAGGAUUUGAUGGAGCCUACCCCUCAGGAUACUGUGAUUACAGCUCACAUUCUUGCCACUUCUCAGGAUUUGGUGGAGCCUACCCCUCAGGAUACUGUGAUUACAGCUCACAUUCUUGCCACUUCUCAGGAUUUGGUGGAGCCUACCCCUCAAGAUACUGUGAUUACAGCUCACAUUCUUGCCACUUCCUGGGAUUCUGUAGCUGAAGAGAACUCUACUACUAGACAAGACUCUAGUCUUACUUAUCAAAUAGCCCGCAAAGAAAAGUAUCUCCAUAAGCUUAAGGAAACUAUUGACCUUUUCAAUGCCGAGUUAAAUAACACAAAGGGACACUACUCAAAAUUCAAUACAGAUCGAAGGGAGAAGAGAGCUAAAAAUAAUUAUAGUCAACUGUUAUCAUUAAGGGCAAAAACAAAAAAGGCACAUGUAGAAAACCAGGCACUGAAAGCAGAUGUUGAAUGUUACAAGGUGCAAGUGAAGGAACUUGACGAUACAAAUUCAGAGAAAGACAUCACCAUCAAGGAACUUAAAGGAAAUUUGGAAAAAUGCAGGGAAGAAUUGAGAGUUAUGACAGAAAAAAACCGGCAGGCUCAAGUUUCACGUUGUUACUUCAAAUCAAAGGGCAGUGGGCAUUUCAACUCCAAGAAACUACAACAAGCAAAGGAAAAAAUUAAUGAUUUUCAAGGCAGAAUUAAUGAUUUUCAAGGCAGAAUUGAUGAACUUGAGGCUAACUUCGAACUAUCAACAUUUUCCAAUUCUGAUGGACAAACAUCUCUUGCUUUAAAGAAUGAAAAUGGAUUCUCUGUUGACCUGUGCACCUGUGUCUUAGGACUAGUUGGCUUAGAGAUCGCCCAAGCAAAAGUGCCACUCGUCAUCCAAUGGUCAGUGAAUCAUUAUUUCAUCAGACGGUUUCCACCAUUCACUUGCCAAGCCGAACUUCUGUUCAAAAUAUCGCAGAUGAAUCGCAUUACAUCGUGAAAAGAUUUAUCGCGGAUAAACUGAAUAAUUGUGAAAACUGGGGAUUGGCCAAAGAUGGAACUACCAGACGCAAGAUCAAGAUUCUUGAUACAUCUGUAACAUUGUCAUCUGGUGACGCCAUCAGUCUUGGAUUUACCAGUUGCAGAUGUAGCAAAAGGAGCCAUCGAGGAAUUAGAUUCCAUCCAUUCUGACAGCAACUUUCUCCAAACUGCCUUGGAAAAAUUAUCAUUCACGAUGGGGGAUCGUGCCAGUAACGAGAAAGCGAGCAACGUGAUCUUAGACAAGUGGCGGAUAGAAGUCCUAACUGCCUGCAACUCUUCAGCAGCUGUCAAGACUCUGCACUUGUUCCACUGCAUGGCUCAUGUUCUCUUGGGCUUUCACACGUACACCCACAAAAGUAUCCUGGCAUAUGAAAAAGAACUUGAAAUAAAGCUGGGGAGGUUUGGAAGGGAUGCUCUUCCCAGAUUUUCUUACUGGAAAAAAGAAGAAGCUGCGUCAAGAACCUCCAGAACAACUGCUGACACAUUUGGGCCUGCUGGUGACCACAUCGGGGUGAGAGAUCUUUGGGAGUGCUACUGUGCUUCGAAAGGUAUUAAGUCACAAAUUGGAAAUUACAGAGACAAUCGUUUUAAUUGUUAUUUUGAAACUGCUGCCCAGAUAUGCCUUCAUCGAGAAGACUUCAUCAAUGUGCUAAAAAAAGUGAAGAAGCCAAAUGGAAAACUGGUGUCAGUUCUUGCUGACCUGACAUGUCCUGUGGUGACGACAAUUUUGCAAGCACGUGGGCUGUUGUUUGUUUUAGUCACUGGUCCAUACUGGGAACUUAUGUUGGUCAAUGAUGGAACUGUUAAAUACUUGGAACUGUUUCGAUACAUCCAGCCUCUACACCAUUUCAUGAAAGAAUGUUCUGAUGACCCGUCUCCCCUGCUGCAAGGCAUCAGUCCAUUACCUAAAGAACUACUUCAUGCGUCUGAUGCCAUGUACAACAGUGUGUCACUGCUCGCCCAUGCUACGAUGGAAGAUGUCUUCUUAAAUACUCUAAAGAAGUCAUCGGCUGCAUUUGUUCAAACCAGUGAGGCACAGCUCAAGGAUUUCCUGGUUGAUGGCAAAUAUGGACAAGCACCAGAUACAGUAGAAUUAAACCGGACAUGCUUUUCUGGGAUUACAAAUCUCGCCUGUGAACACCACUUUGGGGAUCUCGACUCCAGUCAGAGACGCCGUCCAAGUGCCACUCUCUUUUUUCAUAGCACAAUCCAACUACUGAAAAGAAACAGAAAGCAGUUGAUUAGUUGGAUGAGUGAGAUGUCAGAACAGGGCAGGGAAACACUUUGGUCUGAUGCCCGUGAAAAGGCCAAAGCUCUACGACGUGAAAAGGAGGAGAUGGAAAAGAUCUUAAAAAAUCUACAGGAGGAGCCAAAGUCAGAACCAAAAGAGGGUCGCAAAAGAAAGGUUACUGAUGCUGCUGCUUCUAGAAAGAAACGGGGAAAACCAGCCGCUGUCAAUAGCGACUCGAGUGAGGAGGACCUUACUAGUGAAGUUGUGAAGUUGAUUCUGAUGAAGAUGUCCCAUCAAGUCUAGCUGGCAGUCCACAACUAACGAUGAAUGAGAAGUUGAAAAAGAUGGAGGAGACGUUGAAAAAUACACGAGACCAAAUAGCUGUAGACAAGUGGGUGAUUGUGGCCUUCGACAAUGACUGGUACCCAGGUAUUGUCUGUGGAAGGAAGUCUGAUCAUGAGGUCAUCGUUGACUUUGGAACACGCUGCCAGUGUCUUGGGGAUUUCAAAUGGCCUAAUGGAAAGGACAAACAACUGGUGGAAAUUAAAUUUGUGCUACAUGUAGGUUUUGAGCCGGUUUCGAGAACCCGAGGACGUAUUUGGAGUGUUCCAGAUGCUGAUGCCAUUGUAAAGUUGUAUGAGGAAUAUGCAGAACUCUAUUUUGCUGGAACAAAUGAAUUGUAAUGUACAUGAUGUUGGUUUUGAGUUGUGUUUCGAGACCCGAGGACGGAUUUGGAAUUCCAGGUGCAGAUGGCAUUGUAAAGUUGUAUUGCAGAACUGUAUUGCAAAAUGAUUAUGUACAUGAUUACAACUACCAGACUUCAGUUCUCCUUGAAGAGAGCUUCAAUUUGAUAUAUGACAUGAUAAGGUUGGACACAAAAACAUUUUGGGGGUGGAGGGGCAUGCCUGUUACCAUGGUAACUGUCGGCCAUCUUGAAUUUCUGGUAAUUUUUUCUCAUCCUGCCUGCAUUUUCUAUCUGGUUUUGUUUUCCACUGAAAAGAAAACUAAAUUUGAUCCAUUAACAAUUAUUUAAAUUUGGUCAUGGCCAAAUUUUCUAAAAGUUUGCAUAAAUUAUGCUUAAUUAUGCUAGUUACAUAAUAAAAAUAUCAGCAUGGGAUUAUAGUCAUUGUAUUCCACACGAAAAACUAGUCUGACACGCCUACUUUCAUUUCAUUACCAGUACUUGAACUCUACCUACAUUGAUUUGUAUAUGUCCUGUAAACCAAAAGUGAGUGAACCAAUAUACCAUGUUACCUAACACGGUUCUAAUGUAUUUGACAUACCAGCCAUACUCUGCAUUGUCUGAAAGUUAUCAUAGAUUUUCUACUGUUAAACUGCCAUAACUUUUUAAUACCUAGUCCGAAUUGCAAAAUUCAAAAAGCAUGGCAUUUCUCUUAACAAGAUCUUUCAAAUAGUAUAGAACACUUUGUCAUUUGCAUCACAUAAAAUUUUGGUUUGGCCAUGCUAGUAUCCAUGUAUUUACUAUUGGAUUCAAGAAUUGUGUGUUGUUUUCUCACACACAAACACAAUAACUAUACAUGUAUUUACUAUUGGAUUCAAGAAUUGUGUGUUGUUUUCUCACACACAAACACAACAGUAUACAUGUAUUUACUAUUGAAUUCAAGAAUUGUGUGUUGUUUUCUCACACACAAACACAAUAACUGUAUACAUGUAUUUACUAUUGGAGUCAAGAAUUGUGUAGUUUUCUCACACAAACAAUAACUAUACAUGUAUUUACUAUUAGCUGUUGGAUUCAAGAAUUGUGUGUUUUCUCACACACAAACACAAUAACUGUAUAAUCCAACAAUUGUGUGUUUUCUCACACACAUACACAAUAACUGUAUACAUGUAUUUACUAUUAGCUGUUGGAUUCAAGAAUUGUGUGUUUUCUCACACACAUACACAAUAACUGUAUACAUGUAUUUACUAUUAGCUGUUGGAUUCAAGAAUUGUGUGUUUUCUCACACAUACACAAUAACUGUAUACAUGUAUUUACUAUUAGCUGUUGGAUUCAAGAAUUGUGUGUUUUCUCACACACAUACACAAUAACUGUAUAUAUGUAUUUACUAUUAGCUGUUGGAUUCAAGAAUUGUGUGUUUUCUCACACAUAUACACAAUAACUAUAUACAUGUAUUUACUAUUAGCUGUUGGAUUCAAGAAUUGUGUGUUGUUUUCUCACACACAAACACAAUAACAGUAUACAUGUAUUUACUAUUGGAUUCAAGAAUUGUGUGUUGUUUUCUCACACACAAACACAAUAACUAUACAUGUAUUUACUAUUGGAUUCAAGAAUUGUGUGUUGUUUUCUCACACACAAACACAAUAACUGUAUACAUGUAUUUACUAUUGGAGUCAAGAAUUGUGUAGUUUUCUCACACAAACAAUAACUAUACAUGUAUUUACUAUUAGCUGUUGGAUUCAAGAAUUGU